Messenger RNA from Camellia sinensis, 954 nucleotides. NCBI's taxonomy places the organism in Eukaryota, Viridiplantae, Streptophyta, Magnoliopsida, Ericales, Theaceae. The record is from RefSeq and is a predicted model, not a curated record.
AUGGCAACAACAAUACACAAUGAUCUCUCCAUUGAUGAUGAUGAUGUUGUUAAAGUUGGUAGAGGAAACAGUGGUCUAUGGCCUCAGAAAAAUGAGGCUCUUUUCAUUACCCUCAUGGAUAAGGAGGUCAAAACCAAGAGUAGUAAAAUAACUGGGACAUUCACUAAACAAGCUUGGAACAGGUUGAGAGAUCAAAUUAAUGCAAAAACCCAAUACCAGUAUAACGCACACCAACUUCGAAACAAAUACAAUCAGCUGCGUAUUAUGUUCAACAAAUUUACAACAUUACUGAAGCAUACUGGUGUUGGUUGGGAUAGCCAACAACUUACUAUCAUUGUACCGAAUAACGUUAAUAGCCAUGCAAAGAGGUUCAUGAAGAAAGGGAUGGUUUACUACCAUGAGUUGUCUCAUAUCUUAGGAGACACAUCUACAACUAGUAAACUAGCUCACCCUUCCACCAAAUCUCCUUCUGAAAGUAGUGCUAGUUCUGAUCUUGAAUUUAAGGUAAAAAAUGAGGACUUAGAUGCAUUACCAAUUGAUAGUGAUAAUGACAAUGGAGAUGACCAAGGCAAGUACAAGGGCAAGAGCAAAAUGAUGAAAGUGGACCUAAUGGAAAAACGAUUGACAAGUGCUUCAGUUACUAAUGUUGGCGAUGACGGUGGUUCAAUUGAAGGUGGCUCUACUGCCUCGCAUUCACUAUUGAAAGAGUGCGUGGCACUAUUACAUGCUAUGGAGGAAAUUCCUGCACCUGCUUACACUAAAGCUGUGAACAAGCUUGCAUCAGAUCCCAUAAUAAGGGAGGUAUUUGUUGAUAUGCCUGCUGGUAGGAUGAGGGAUUGGUUCAAUAUGUUAGUUCGUAUGGAUGUUUUCAUGGUAUUUGCUGAUUCAGUGGAUUAUAUUAAAUUGUUGACAAUGCACUUGAAUGCUACUGCUAUGUUCAAUGAUUUUGAAUGA